AUGUAUUAUUAUAGAUUUCGGCCACAACGCACUCUGGCUCAAGAGCCUACCCUUUUUCACAGUUUAAGAGUGAUUGUAGCUUUUUUUAUAGUUUUGCAAUGGGUCACUUAUGUCGGUUUUUUGUUGACGCAAAUUUUUACUGAUAAGCCAGUGAUUGAAAUACGCUAUCCGUUUGAAGAAAAAAUAGAAGCACCAGAUAUCGAGCUUUGUGGAAGCAAUUCUGAACUAAAAUUUUAUUCAUGUGUAUUGACGUAUUAUAACAACAGUAAAAGUGUACAUGAAGGUUGCUUUCGAAAUGAUGGCACCAACUACAUUGUUCGCGGUGAACGGCCACAAGGCACAACAGCGUAUUGCCAUCUUUUCAGUGGAAAACAUAACGUUUGGUUUGGUAAUACGACAAACUCAGUUCGCAAGAUUGGAAUAUAUUAUAAAAUUUUAAAUAUAAGUGCUACGGAAGGAAGUUCAAUGAAUAUCGCAAAUAUUGCUAUACAAUUAAUCGAUCCGAAUCGCAAUUUAAUUUGGGAUAAAAGUGUUAAAAUACGCAAUCAAAUUGAUGAAGUAGUUUACAAAGAUAUGAAAUGGCAAGGAAAUAACUUUGCUGGACUUGCAAAUUAUUCAACAGUGGUGAAUUUUAAAAAACAAACGUAUCUAUCGAUUUCACCCAGUGACGUUAAGAGUUACUUCGGCUUACGAGGAGUUUAUGAUGAAACAGUAACAAUACCUUCUAUUGUAAAAUAUUAUCCACUUAACAAUAAUCCCGAAUUCAAAAAUCAAAACUAUUCUGGAUACAUUGCCAUCAAUAUUGAGACUUUUUUUCAUGAAAUCCACACGGAAAAAAGAGUGCGUACCGUGCUUAACUCUUUCGGUGUAAUAGGGGGUGCUUUUGGUGUUGCUGUUGGACUUUAUUACUUUCUUUUUGGCGAUAGAAAAAUUCAUCCAUGGGGAAUAAUGCAUUGUCUAGUAAAGUCAGGAUUAAAGGAAUUUGCCAAUUACAGAAAUUUUCCAAUGGUUUCUCCCAUUGAAAUGGAGAACACACCUUUCUUGUCAUCAAAGUACGAUAGCGAUAGGCAAUUUAUACACCUUGAAACUCGUAUAAAAUAUUUGGAAGGAUUGAUGGGUGACUAUCUCAUCGACAUUCAACCAAUAAAAAAUAACAUUUGA
Ambispora gerdemannii is the source of this 1161-nucleotide messenger RNA. The record is from the annotation of a GenBank genome assembly. NCBI's taxonomy places the organism in Eukaryota, Fungi, Glomeromycota, Glomeromycetes, Archaeosporales, Ambisporaceae.